AUGCUUUUCCUGGAACCUGAAGUUGAUUAUUUCAGGAUGCAGCUGCAUCAUCUGGCGAUUCCUACCAGCAUAUGCAUACCCAGCGUCCCAAAAACCUCCCGCAAUCCCGAAACAAGAGCAAAUGGUGAUCAAGAAUGUGAAACUGGGGGCGAAAACGCCAAGGUGGACGGCACAGUCCCGUUUAUCACACAGGAAGAACAAAACAAAGUUAUACAACGUGCUCUCCGAGUGGCGCUCUACCAGCGUUUUCCGUACGAAAGCUAUGACACGCUAGAGAAUGUGUAUAUUUUAGCUGUCACACAUUUGGCUUUGCCGCUAAUUGGUGACACGGGUUUGAGUUACGAGGACCUGGCAACUCUUGAAAUUUGCGAGCAUUCCCUUCCACCAGAGUUGAGGCAUCGGACGUUCCCUUCACAUCUUAACGCAUUGAUCGCACAAAGGAAUCCCCCCGACAGUGGAAGUGUUAUACAAGACAGAAUGUUAGAUCAUAGCGCGACACAGGGCUCCUCGGAAGAGGGCACAGGGAAACAGCGCUUUAACGACAGCUAUUUUAUUCUUAUUCCUGAUCUCACAGACGAGCAGGCGAUGGUUUAUUGUAAAGGAAGGCAGUAUGCGGGCUCAAUGCUGGGCAGUGGCAAGGCAUCCGUUGGACCUGCGUCCGACGCUGCCCGUUUUUCCCGCAGCACCCUAUGGGAUGAUGCACGGCAUUCUCGUGCGAACGCCUUGGAAGGGCCCAGUGAAGAUCUACUUUCCUUUCAUGUGGUGGAGGGAGAUAUGAUUCACUACGUGGAGACAUCUCAGGGAGGUUUGAGCGAGCCAGCGCCACGUUCCUUGAGAUUUGCCGCUUUCAAGGUGGCACUGAGUCAGUUUUCGUUUGAAGAACAGCAGUACUAUACAAAGAAACGAGAGGAGGUACGCUCUCAUGGUAGCACAACGACGCUCUGGGGAUCGACACUACACUCCUCAGAGGCAAACGAAGUCCACAUCAACAAAACAGUGCGGACCAUUUUAGCUUCGGAAGUACCGGGGAGAUGGCGUGCUGAAGAAGAGGAGGCAAUGAAGAAGUUUUUUACCAAGUGUAACUCUGUUCUCAGGGCUUACUCAACCCCUUCCAGCCAGAUGGAUGAUGCAUCAAAGGGAGACGGCGGGGUGCUAGCCCCGAAACAGCCGGGGGCAUCUGUCUCAGAUGAACAUAAAACAAGAAAUGUGGCGGAAUCUUUGGGGCAGACCGAAAGACUCUCUCAUCUGUAUGGGGUCCGCAGAUUAGUUUAUUCUUUCGCCGCGUGUGACUGUUACCAUCUUGUUGCAGAGGAUAACAACCCGCUUUACUACGCCAAGUCCAGCCGUGCUACAUACAAGCCUCAUACGGUAAAUGUUACGCUGAUCUCCGACCUAACUGUUUCGCCUCGGUUAACGCCCGCCUUCUCGGCAUCGCCCCAACGGUGCUUAGGAGCUCGAAUCGGCACAACAAAGACUGUGGAAGGGCUCGUAGUAUCGAACCAGCCUUCCCGUGCACAAUCACCGGACAUCAAACCAUGCACAGUGGGAGAGAAGUUUUCUGUAGGUUCCAAACGUCACAGCCAGUCCCCAGGAGUGUCUCCUCCGACGAGUGGCGCUCAUGGAAGCGACUCGCAUGCGCCGCUCCAGCGCUUACCGUCCAAUACGGAGGGUUACCUCCGCCUUACAACUUCACUUGUGUGUAACAAUGUCUCCGGUAACCUCAAACACAGGAAAGAGAAUCUACUGGAGAAGGGGCUUUCCUUCGGUCGGUUGAAUCCGUGCCAUGAGCAGGCCACGGAGGGCAAUGUGAAAUGUAGUAACGAGAAGGCUGUGUGUGCCGGCGAUGUCGUCAACCUUUUUCGUUUACUAGCUACCUCAUCCAUUGCACAGCACCAACUCCGCCAUAAUGUUAUACGUCCAGUUAUUUCUGCUGCAGUUUUGGACAGUAGCGGCAAUGCCGGAACCCGCGGAGCGCUGCACCGACAUUAUCAGCGGAUAAAAUGUCGUGCCUUAUUGGAUCACACAUGGUACUCAAUCCCUAUCCAACCGGUUCCUUCGACGCAGGAUGAGGUUCAGUGGAUACCUAUUGUGUUUGGGAGUGCAGAAUGUAUUAGUGAUGUGGGUUAUCGCACUGCAGUGCACAUUGGCUUCUUUCCAAAUGCGGAAGUCACUGAUGACAGUGUGCGCGGCAACCCGUUGAGACCAAAAGGAACCGCAUUCGCAACAGAUGUGUCAAAGCAGUCUGCAUCCCCGGGAACUGCCACGAGAAGUGCCAUGAUGCCGUUGGACACCAAUCACGCGACGCUGCAAACAAGCUCUUCUGACGGAAGUAAGGGGUUAUGUUUCUCCGCACAACUGAAAACUGCAGUAUCAUCAAGCAACGAGGAAGUACCAGCUGGCGUGUCAGCAAGAAGGGGUGGUGUUGCCAUGUCCUUCAACACAGGCAACGAGGAAGUACCAGCUGGCGUGUCAGCAAGAAGGGGUGGUGUUGCCAUGUCCUUCAACAAAGGCAACGAGGAAGUGCCAGCUGGCGUGUCAGCAAGAAGAGGUGGUGUUGCCAUGUCCUUCAACAAAGGCAACGAGGAAGUACCAGCUGGCGUGUCAGCAAGAAGGGGUGGUGUUGCCAUGUCCUUCAACAAAGGCAACGAGGAAGUACCAGCUGGCGUGUCAGCAAGAAGGGGUGGUGUUGCCAUGUCCUUCAACACAGGCAACGAGGAAGUACCAGCUGGCGUGUCAGCAAGAAGGGGUGGUGUUGCCAUGUCCUUCAACACAGGCAACGAGGAAGUACCAGCUGGCGUGUCAGCAAGAAGGGGUGGUGUUGCCAUGUCCUUCAACACAGGCAACGAGGAAGUACCAGCUGGCGUGUCAGCAAGAAGGGGUGGUGUUGCCAUGUCCUUCAACACAGGCAACGAGGAAGUACCAGCUGGCGUGUCAGCAAGAAGGGGUGGUGUUGCCAUGUCCUUCAACACAGGCAACGAGGAAGUACCAGCUGGCGUGUCAGCAAGAAGGGGUGGUGUUGCCAUGUCCUUCAACACAGGCAACGAGGAAGUACCAGCUGGCGUGUCAGCAAGAAGGGGUGGUGUUGCCAUGUCCUUCAACACAGGCAACGAGGAAGUACCAGCUGGCGUGUCAGCAAGAAGAGGUGGUGUUGCCAUGUCCUUUGACACCGGCAAUCUGACGGGGGUCGGAAGUGGGAAUGUUGCUUGCUCUUCAGAACGAGAGAUUGUCUUAAGGAGGAGUGCCAUGGAAGGCGGUAGUGGUUGGGAGCAGCGUUGUUCGUCGGCGCUUUUCUCGCCAAGACCAUAUCGACCGACUUCUUUAAGAGUUUGGGAGCCGGGCGCUGACGAUCAAUCUAACUCCAAUCGUUUUGAGCAAGGCACACGUGUGACAUGUGCCGGGCCCCCGGCUGGCUUCUCUGCCACGUCAACUCCCUGGUGGCGAUUGCCAUCUCAAGGACCCAGGCGCGGGGAUGGCGUUAACGCGGGGAGAGGUGAGUGUAGUACUGGUGGAUUCUGUAACGAUUGGCAACAAUGUGACACUUGUGGGGGCCGGUUUCCUCAGGGUAGUACUUCUAACCCGAGGUUUUGUGAGCACCUACAGUCACGACCAACAAGCGUGCUUAAUACUUAUGGAAAAUUUUCCAGAAGUCACAGCCCCCAUCCCUCCUACAACGCGAUGCAACAGCGACAGACACAACAUUACUCUACGAUGGGCCGUGAUGGACGUUUGCGGCCGCCACACACAGACCGCUGGGACAGCAAUGAUGUCAAUGGUGACGUCUCGCCCAGGACCGCCACCGAUCCGCUGAGAGGAACAUUUUGGAAGUCGCCGACGCUCAACCCUUCCAACCAUCGAAACGGGGCAGAUCCACUUCUUUCACCGUUAUCGAGUCCGUCGUGCAGUGGCGUACUCACACCAAAUGCAGGUCGGAGGCCGACGAUAGGUGAGUUCGCUGCAACCAACACCAGGUCCAGCGCAUUCAAUUGUCUAGCAUCGUUCAAACAUCACGGCGCCGCAACGGAAACUGGUAACCGCACGGCUAGUGGUCUCGAAAAUAACUACCAUGGACCUUCCUUUUGUAAGAACAGGGCAGGUGUGCCGACUAAACGGUCCGUCGUCCCCACCUUUGGCAGAAUGGAUACUUUGUACGAUAACAGUGCAUCCGGCAUACCCAUUUAUAACGAGUACGGCUACCCGCAAGGCGAUUCUCGGGUGCGACCGAGGGGUAUGCAGGUAAUGGAUAUGAUGUACGACCGCCAGUGGCAGCGGACGCAACCCCCGGCUCGCCUGCCGGUUGGUGCAGGACCCACUAAUCGAGGUUCGCUAAGUACUUCAUGGACUAAUACAACAAAAAAUGGUGUUUGCGGCAUGAGAAGGGCAUGUUUGCCCGGAAAGCCACCACUCGCAUCCACAAGACCAAACGGAGCUUCGAACACACUGAACAACGGCAUUGCCCCCACGGCAGUUCGGCGCUUAACACUCCGCGAGCGAAUACAACUCCAGCGGAGGCUUCAGCAACGAGAAGCAAACAUAAGUGCCUUUGAGACGAAUAUAAAGGAAAACUAUUGUGUGGGAAAUGAUGUAAAACGGUUUCGGACGGACGUUGGUGACCUUAGUUCCGCGAAUAAAACAACUGCCAGCAAUGGGGGGGAGAGAACGACAACGGAAACGAACUCGGCAUGUGGUGCACGUACGGCUGCAGCAUUGGCAGCAGUGACAUUUGGGGGCGACCCUCCAUCAAAAGGUUCCCUUCACUCCAUUGGAAAGGAUAUUAUGCGCUUGAAAUCCCUUACGUCCCCAUUCGCGGAGGCAGACGGGGUUAAUGUGUCCUUUUGCCUAAGGGAUUUAACCAAUGCUUUUCUACGUAUGCCUCAAAGUGAAAUAAAGGAGUAUGACCUCUCUAAAGCUGCGUGGUUGGAGGAUGGGGUCUCGUGUUUCGUGUCCGCCAAGCCUACAAAAUUUAAUGGUGAGUUUGAAAACUAUGUUAGGCACUUCAACUUUCACCAGCAUCCGUUUUAUUUGAGGGAAAGGGCCUUUUUAUUUGUUCUGCGAGUCCCCACUCAGCCGCAACUCCGUCUCAUUAUCGCCGUUCACAACAUGCAUGAUUUUCUCUCAGUACUACGACAGCGGCCACUGCGACCGCUAGAAUCUUGGAGAGGACCGCAUUCAAUGGAAGAAGAAAUGGGUGGUCUCAGUGGAAGGGAAAAUGCCUCGCAACUUCCAGCUGAUGAAUGUAAUUCAGGUCGGACCCGCACUUUCCUGCAGCGGCUGUGUAAAUUCAUGAAGAAUUGUAUUUCGGGGGGAAAUGGCGGCGGCACCCAGCAAAUGGGGUGGGCACCCAUAACGUGGGGUCAGCGACUGGCUCUUCUGCGGAUACAAGCGUCGGCGGCAGUACACGGCCAGGCAUGGAGCGAAUGCACAACUCCGUUACUCACAGACCCGGUUGUACUCUACUCACGCAUGUCAUUUCUGUCGAACCGCACCGCCUCGUUCGCAGUGCUGCGCUGUCAGCUGGACACCCUCAAAGCGUUUGCCUCCACUUGGAUAAAGAGUAAAAGAACAACGGCGGACGAAAACCAGGUGCGGAUGAUACAAAACCGUAUCAGUAAGGUAGAAAGUAUACAAUUGGGAUGUGAUGCCCCUACUGCUGGAAUUGGUGAGCCCAAAACUUCUUCAAGCGGGGUACAGGCAGCUGGUCGUGUUCAGCAGCGGUUGAGAUCUCUACCCCUCCGUAAAAGAAUGGGGGCUCCUUUCGCGUGGAAAAAGGCUGAUACAACUUCGAAUUCCGUGGAAAAAAAAGGAGAGACGCAGAGGCAGCCUCAGUUGAAAUCAACGAUUUCUUCGUAUUCUUCAUCAGCAAGUUUGUGCCGCUCUAAACCAGAAGUGGGAGGUGCUAAUUCCUCAACGCCACCUGGUGGCGUUCCAGCCUCUGAUGCCGCAGGAGCUGCAACUCCACUUGCGGACGCUGACGGCACUCUGAUUCGGAUUGCAGAGAGACUCACGUCAUCCACCGAUAUAGUGAGCGGAAACAAUCAUUUCCCCCCAAUGCGAACCAUUUUGAAGCUAGUAACAUUGUGGGAGCAAAAUGCUCAGCGACAGAGGGCAUUUAAUGACUGUCCUGCAGAGCCCGCGCCUUACUCCUACGGAGGAUCAGAUACGGUGCUGGCUAGCAACCUCGGAGCCCGCGCAGAGUUGCGGGACCACCAGGACGAUUAUGAUAUUAGCGUCUCCCACAUUCAGCAACUGCUGCAGUGGCAGUGGGAAUACCACCAGAACAGCUAUGAGGCAUUGUCUUUACCUGUAUUCCGUGGAGCGCUUGUGGCAAGCAGGGGCUGCCGCUAUGGGAGCGAUGCAUGCAGUAGUGUGGAUCCCAAGGUAAUGGGUGUGAAUCCCCUUUCCCGGUCACUGUUGCUCGCUCUGGUUAAGUGGGGGUGGCUAGUACCGAUAGACUACAAAGCGUUGCACAAACGGGCCGUGCGUCACACUGCCGUCGGCGACAACAUGCUAUCACGCGUUCAAUUUGGCUUCGGCGUGAGGCGUCGCACACUAUUUGUGGGGGUGCUGGGGUUCACAUGUUACCGCGGAUGGGCCCUGAGUCUUCUUAUUUUGUAUGCUGCGUAUCGCUGCUUCAAGUUGGCUGCAGUUGGUCUACUCAGUACCGGCGCACCGUGGCCCGCGCCUUUGCACUCGGGAACUUCUAUCGUGUACAGUCGCUCGGAGGCAGCAGUGGAGGCUAUGCUCGAAGAGCGGCAACACUUUCUCUCGCAGUUGCUUGCCACUCGCGUACUGCAAACUCAGCACUACGUUCACAACUUUGCAAGUCGUCUGGACAUGCUUCUGCGGGGAUACUCACCGAUCCUUUCACUUAUCAUUGGUAUCGAACUACUGUUUGUGUGGAUUUUUUUUGCGUGUUGGAGCGGCGCCGCACGCGUUUCCGCUACCUUCGGGGUCAAUAUAGACCUCCUCCAUCAAUAUAUGUCGGAGCUCAUCUCUCCCUUACCGCUGUACGACAACGUCAUGUGGUGCCUUACCUACAUGAAGCCAAAUGUGGCAGGCGUGGAGACCUUUUCUCUCGUUGCCCCUCUGUUUGUCGUCCUUUGUUUGAUGACCCAGUCACCACUGCGAUGGGUGCUGUACAAAACAUGGGAAAUGUUUUUGCAUGAUGACGCGCUCGUCCGACGUCCGGUGCUCUCUUUCUGA
Trypanosoma brucei brucei TREU927 is the source of this 7200-nucleotide messenger RNA. RefSeq lists its product as hypothetical. Bases 1 to 7200 code for a protein of 2399 amino acids. The record is from RefSeq and is a predicted model, not a curated record. Lineage: Eukaryota; Euglenozoa; Kinetoplastea; Trypanosomatida; Trypanosomatidae. The transcript has a single exon.